Psylliodes chrysocephalus is the source of this 1591-nucleotide messenger RNA. The record is from the annotation of a GenBank genome assembly. NCBI's taxonomy places the organism in Eukaryota, Metazoa, Arthropoda, Insecta, Coleoptera, Chrysomelidae.
AGAACAGAUUUCAGUGAGCUAAAAAAUUAUUAAUUUGAUGUAUUCUUGCUAUUUAACACUUUGCCCACCUAAAAGGUUCAUGCCUUGAGACAUGAAGAGAUAAUCACAUGUAGCCUCGAUGAAGAAAUACUAUCGCUCGUUAAAAAAAAUAUCUGUACCAUUUUUGCUGCUUGUGUGUUAAAUAUGUUAUUUAACCAUACAAUUUAUCAGGUUUAAAUUGUUUAAAUUAAGAAACAGCCCUUUUGACAGCAUAAUAUCCAUUCUGUCACAUGGUAUGGUACUGAUUUGGUGUUUCAUUUCAUUAAUAUUUUAGUUGAAAAUGACCGUAUAAAUAAUACAAAAUACAUAAUUGAUUUAAAUUUCGGACGUACAAGAAUAUUGAAAAUUACCCAUAAUUUGUUACAGGAAAUACCGCAGGUGAUAUGGAAGCAUAUUAGAAUACUAUCAUUAGCCAUGAGAAUGUCUCAGAUGAUAGAUGAUUUUUCGUUUGAAUUAUGCAUAAUGUCCACUUAGAUUUAGUUUAAAUUCAGGAUUUAUCGAUGAGCUUCGUCAUUUGGAUUUUGGACGACAGCAAGAAACAACAAUAAAAAAUAUAAAAAAUGGUUCUAUCCAUGGAAAGAUGGAUUGGGAAAGUAGCUGUAGUAACUGGUGCUAGUUCCGGAAUAGGUGCUGGAAUUGUUGUAAAAUUGGUUGAGGAAGGUUUAGUGGUUGUGGGCCUGGCAAGAAGAAUAGACCGAAUGGAAAUAGCAGCACGUGAACUAUCAGGUAAAAGGGGCACUUUCCACCCAAUCAAAUGUGAUCUAAGUGUUGAGAAUGAAAUAAUAGAAGCGUUUGAAAAUAUUAGGAAAAGUUUAGGCCCUGUACAUGUGCUGAUUAACAAUGCUGGAUUUGCUAAGAUGGCUCCGUUGGUAAAUGGAGAAACAGAAAAAUGGAAAGCGGUGUUAGAUGUUAAUCUUUUAGCCUUAUGUAUUUGUACAAGAGAAGCAAUAAAGGAUAUGAAUGAGCACAAUAUUGAUGGUCAUAUAAUUCAUGUGAACAGUGUCCUUGGACAUCGAAUUCCUGAUAGUUUUCCUUUAAAUGUGUACCCAGCUACCAAACGCGCCGUUGGGGCAUUAGCUGAGGUUCUGAGAUUCGAAUUAAACGAUUUGAAGUCCAACAUUAAAAUAACGAGUUUGAGUCCGGGAUUGGUUUCCACAGAAAUUUUUGAUGCUUAUGGAGUGAGUUUCGAGAAUGUCAGUGAAGCCUUAGCAGGAGGAAACCUGCCUUGUUUAAAUGUCGAAGCCAUUGUAGAUGGCGUUGUUUAUAUCCUGUCAACGCCUCCUAAAGUCAUGGUAUCUGAAUUGACGAUCAGGCAUACCUUAGAACCUUUAUAAAAAUUUAGACUUUUAUAACUCAAAAUGUAGUACCUUGCAAAAUUAGCUGCGUAUCAUCACUUAGAAUAGAGAAGAGAAUACACAGGUCGUCCUAUUUAGAAGCAACAUAUUAUCUUGCAAGAGAAUUGUAAUAAAUAGAGAAAGAGAAGAGACAUUUAAAUUCUGAAAAGAAGUUCUAUUUUUAUUAGUUAAGUCAAUUAGACAAAUUUUGCAUGCUA